Messenger RNA from Centropristis striata (black sea bass), 1394 nucleotides. Its product is annotated as alpha-(1,3)-fucosyltransferase 4-like. Gene Ontology annotation, cellular component: membrane. NCBI's taxonomy places the organism in Eukaryota, Metazoa, Chordata, Actinopteri, Perciformes, Serranidae. The coding region runs from base 29 to 1195 and encodes 388 amino acids. Gene Ontology annotation, molecular function: alpha-(1->3)-fucosyltransferase activity. The record is from RefSeq and is a predicted model, not a curated record. The transcript has a single exon.
UUGGACUGGGGUGAACUGGAGUCUGUCGAUGGGGGUCGGGGCUCAGUGGAGAGCAGCGGGCCGCUCCACAAUCACAGCUCAGCGGGCUGACACGCGCUCAGGUUGGUCCCCGCAGGGCAAAUGUUGUGUUCAUAAGAGGACUUGCUCCAGUGUGUGUGUGGCCACGACAGGGUUUGUGUUUCUCCUGGGGGUCUGCCUGCUCUACCUACCGGACCCGCUAACGCUGGAGCCGCUGGUGUCUGAGGAGGACAGCCCGGUGACGCUUCUGGUCUGGACUCAUCCGUUCGGUCGGUACCGCAAACUUCCGGAUUGCUUUGAGCUCUCUCAGAUCAGCGGGUGCGCGCUCACAGACGACUGGGGCGCGUACCCGCAGGCUGACGCUGUGAUCAUCCACCACCGGGACGUUGCCACCGGCGCCAGUGACCUGCCACCGGAACCGCGACCACCUGAGCAGAAGUGGAUCUGGCUGAACUACGAGUCCCCCUCACACACACCCAGACUGUGGAGCUUUGCGGAUGUUUUCAACCUCACCAUGAGCUACCGGACCGACUCGGAUGUGUUCCUGCCGUACGGGUACCUGCUCCCCCGGGAACCCAACACUAAGACUCUCCAGAACCGCUUUGCGCACCCGCUCCGCGCGCCCUCGCGCUCUCACCUCCUCCGGCCCCGCCUCCUGGCCUGGGUCGUCAGCAACUGGUCGGAGUCUCAUGCGCGCGUGGCCUUCUACAAUCAGCUGCGCCGGUACGUCCAUGUGGAUGUGUUCGGGCGCGCGGGCUGGCCGUUACCGGAGGGCAGCGGCAGCGUGGUGCGGCUGGUCCGCCGGUACCAGUUCUACCUGGCGCUGGAGAACUCUCAGCACACUGACUACAUCACGGAGAAGCUGUGGAACGCGGUGCGGGCCGGGGCCGUCCCGGUGGUCCUGGGGCCGUCCAGGCAGAACUAUGAGCGCUUCCUGCCCCGCGAGGCCUUCAUCCACGUGGAUGACUUCCCCACAGUGCGGGGCCUGGCCCGGUACCUGCUGAUGCUGAGGCGCAACCCGGCCCGGCUGAGGCGGCACCUGGACUGGAGGGACGGCUACAGCGUGCACCAGCCAGCCUUCUGGUCUGAACACUACUGUGCGGCCUGCAGGGCGGUGAGGAGGACCAGGGGCAGGACCGCCCUGGUCCAAGACUUGACAAGAUGGUUUCACUCGUGAAAAACAACAGAAUCACCUCAGAGCGACUCUCUGCUCACCUGAUGUCCAGCAGCUAUCAAUGUUUAUUUAUCACUGUUGAUUUGUUUUCUCUCAUUCAAUUAUGUAAUAACUGUGAAAGACUUGUCAUGAUGUUUGUUGAUUGAUUGUGUUGUCUUACCUCUCAGUGACACCCACAGAGUAAAGUUAAUUCUGCAGAGUU